Thermothielavioides terrestris NRRL 8126 is the source of this 2305-nucleotide messenger RNA. RefSeq lists its product as uncharacterized. NCBI's taxonomy places the organism in Eukaryota, Fungi, Ascomycota, Sordariomycetes, Sordariales, Chaetomiaceae. The record is from RefSeq and is a predicted model, not a curated record. The transcript has 2 exons. Bases 441 to 2075 code for a protein of 544 amino acids.
AUCCCGGCGGUUACGAGAACUUGGUCAGCGACAACCUCGUCAUCCUGCGGAUCGCUCCACCCGACCAGAGACUGGCCCCAAUAGCCGCACCCGCCAGCUGCCACCUAGCGCUGACACUCUGGAACGACCGACCGGGUGUGCUUCCUCGCCGCCCCGCAAAAACACGCUGCGCCAGAAAACCCAAUUCACCCACCCCUGUCGGUGCCACGCUUCCCAAGCAGCCCAGCGAUCGCGUGCGUUGGGAGGUGGCUCAUCCUGUUGCCAGUGUCUUGGCCUCAGCAUCAAAUUGUCCGCCUGCCACCUCCACUCCGACAUCUUCACCUCUUCCCGCCCGACCCUGAAGCUCGAUCGCAGUUCACAGCGCGCAUCGUCGAUGACACAAGAGCCUCCAACGCCUUUCGGAAGCUGGUGAUCGAGUCCCUCAUGUUUGCAAGCCUCCGAUGUCGACCGGGUUGAAACCAUUGCUGCUUCCGCGGCUCGUGGAAGAACGGAAGAAGCUGGAAUCGCAUCAUGAUAACAACGAGGGAGACGCCGCGUCCUUGUACUACAUCUACGACUCGUCCUCGUCUGACCUUGCUUCGCCAUCCCCUAUCACGUCGACUUUUUCGCGCACCAAUCACUCAAGGUUAUCCGGCUCAUCUUCCUCGCUCGAGCUUGGCACACCGCCGUGCACCGAUACCCCGGCGUCACCCGCACAUUCGCUGCACGCGAUCAGGCCCGGCAAAGCGCAGCUGCCAGACGUCCAGGAGGAGCCUCUGGAGAGGGAAGAGGAGGAACCUGCAACGCCGCCCAAGGACAAUGACCGCGAGUUUAGUUUCCACGACUAUUGCUUGUGCGAUGUCCCCUGCUCGCACCAUGGCGACUCCGCGCAAAGCACCUCCAUAUAUCGGUCCAUGACUUCAGACUACGACUACGACCUCGGCUUCCUCAGCGAUGGCGACUUCGACGCCGGUUCCCGGCAAAGGAAGAGACGCCAUGGCUCCGAUGCAGGUUUCUCGAGCUGGAGCACGAGACUGGGAUCGAGACUACCGAGCCUUCCGCGGUGGCGAUCCGCAUCCGCACCCAGGCGACACGACCUGACCUUCUCGCCUGCCUCCGACCCUUCCCUGGCCGACCCGCGCCCAAGCUUCUCCCGCAACCGUUCUAGUAGGUCGUCGUCGGUUUCUGGCUACGUGCACGGGAGUACGGACCCUGCGCAUGACUCAGUACCGGCCACGCCCGCGCUCUCCUUCUACGAAAGCUCCGAGAGCGUGGUGUCGCCCUCUCCCCUCGACAACAUGCCGGCGACCUUGGGCAGGAGGGUAGAGCAGGAUCGCGCCUUGGCUACGACACCUCUGCUGCCGCCCCUCUUGACAGAGGCUCUCGCUACCCAGCCGCAUUCUCUCCAGCCGUCACCGUUGCAGUCUCCGACCAUGGUGCAGUCUCCAGGCUUUGCUGAACUGGGCUCGGUGAAGGGACUACACUCUCCUCCUCUCAGUGCCCAGCCGUCCGUUUCUUCGCUCCGCCGAGGGACCAUCUCGAGCGCGUUCGGUGACGCUCCUUCUCCGAUUCCAUGUUUGUUCGACCAUCAGGACUCCUGGUCCGACCGGCUCGGCCACGCGAACUUCACCAUCGAGCCCCGGCCGUACGUGCCCGAGUCGGCCGAUCUCGCGACGCUGCAGGCUUUCCGCGCGGAUUGGAACCUGGCACGAACCAACUACGCCAAGCAUCUCGUGCGGACGGCAGAGCAUUACGGGGCCACCUCCAAGACGUACGGGCUGACGGAAGCCAAGUGGGCCGAGAUCGAGCAGGAAUGGCAGCGGGCGGAGGACGAUCUCGUCGCGCGGCUGGGCCACCAGUGCAAUGGUGACCCAUCCAUUGUCUCGCAGCUGCUGCGCUCGGCCGAGGAGAAGCUGUCCCCCUCCAUCCCCAGGAUGCUCAGCGACGACGGGAAGUUCCCGGAGCUGGGCGACGUCGAAAUCGUCGGCCCCAUGGUCCGCGAGGCGGCCAUGGUCCGCGAUGGCCAGGAAGACAGGCGGAAUAGUGCCUCCGGCUGGCUCAAGAGCCUUGCCGGGAAGGUCGGUCUACGCAAGUAAUGUUUUAACUGCUUGCGGUUUCUCUUUGCGACGACGAAACGAACCGCACUCGAUCAACCGACGGGACGAAUGAUUGAUCAUGACGAUCUAAUGAGGAGGACGCGGCUACGAAGCGCUUCGGGCCUCACGUCUAUUGUUUCGCUUUGUGUUCUUCUAUCUCAGUCAAGAUACCCACCCCAUCGGUUGCCGUCAUUCCUUUUGCAGCAUGAGCGAUUGUGAUGCUCCUUGGU